AUGGCUGCUCACGUCGGAAUCGGGCAGUCCAUCCCAUCUCCCCCUCCAGCUUACCUCCCAUCUUCUCCUCCGUUAUCCUCGGACCAGUCUACUCCUCGGACAACACCCCACAGGCCUCAUAGUCUGCAAAUCACCCGCAAACCUAUCUCGGGGGAGUCACCAGAUUCGCCCGUGAUCCAUCAUUCGCCUCUAUCGCCGGUCAAGAUAGCCCACGGGGUAGAGCUGCCCCAGGCGUCCAGUGCUCGGAUCGAGAAUCCGCACAAUGGGCGCCCAUCACCCCAACUAGAGCUCCCCGAGUUUGCGGUCAUGACCCUCGAUGAUCCUGCAGAGCCACAGCAGGCUUGGAACCCUUCAUACCCACUACGACGGGACUCAAAUCAAACACCGUAUUAUAUCCCACAGCAUUCGUUCGGCCAUACUCCUGCCAGUAGCGGCUCGUGGUCAGUGGUGGACAACCAGCUCAAAGACGAGGCCAAUGCCAAUCCCAAGAAGAGCGCCUCGUCGCCUGAACGAGAGGGGCGAAGCCACAAUAGUUCUUCUCGCGGCAGCUUAGAAAGUGUUGCUCAAACUUCCGACAGCUAUGAGCCUCUUCAGUACCAUCACCAGCAGCUUGAAAACACACAGGCCACUCGGCCAUCGACAUUGAGAGUGAGCUCGGCGGACAAUCCGUCUGCUUCAACCGGGAACUUGGCUGUUAGGAAAUCACGCCUUUCACGGCCAUUGUCACAGAACUCCUCCGGUUCUGAUGCGGGUGCUGGAAAUCACCGACGCAAUCUAUCGGCAUCUCCGUAUCUUUACGGUCAAUCACCUUCACGACACUCCACUGUUUCUCCAGACACUCGCUCUGUCUCUGUCCUCGAUCUUUUAAAUACAUCUUACCCCCAACCAGGCCCGACCGUGACCUCAUUCGACAAUUCGCGCCUCCGCUCAUCUGUAGGAAACAAUGCGUCGUUGCUUAGCCACAAGCAGACAUUUGAGAUGUACCUUGCGAACGUGAAGAAAACAGACGAACCAGCCGUGCAAUACGAGUUCGCAGUGUUCAUGAUCAAUUCAAUGCGAGAGAUGCCCAACGUCGACCUCGAAGACUCGAGCUCAAUCACUCGCCAAAGGCUUUCUCGCGAAUCCAAGUCCAUUCUCCAACGCCUCUCUGAUCGCAGCUACCCCUUCGCACAGUACUAUCUCGCCGACGGCUACGCUUCUGGUUUGUUCAGCAAAGACAAAGAAGACUACGAACGAGCUUUCCCCUUAUUCCUGGCCGCCAGCAAACACGGUCACAUCGAAGCCUGUUACCGCACAGCACUAUGCUACGAGUUCGGCUGGGGCUGUCGAGCAGAGGGCGGACGCGCAGUCCAAUUCUACCGCCAAGCCGCAUCCAAAAACCACCCCGGCGCAAUGCUCCGUAUGGCCAAGGCAUGUCUGGCAGGCGACAUGGGACUGGGAAAGCGGUACCGUGAAGGCAUCAAGUGGAUGAAGCGGGCGACCGAGUCUUCCGACGCGCAGUACAACUCCGCACCUUAUGAACUCGGCGUGAUGCACGAGACCGGCUUUGGUGACGACGUGUUUCCGGAUGAAUCGUAUGCAGCGCAGCUUUUAACCAAGUCAGCUGAGCUGGGUCAUGCCGAGGCGAACUAUCGAAUGGGCGAUGCCUAUGAGCAUGGAAAGCUGAAUUGUCCGCGUGAUCCUGCUUUGAGUAUUCACUUUUACACGACUGCGGCGCAGAGCGGUCAUCCUUUGGCUAUGAUGGCUCUUUGUGCUUGGUACCUUGUAGGAGCCGAGCCUGUGCUUGAGAAAGACGAGAAUGAGGCAUAUGAAUGGGCUGCACGGGCUGCUGCGACUGGUCUUGCGAAAGCCCAAUACGCCGUCGGCUACUUCACCGAAAUGGGCAUCGGCUGCCGCCGCGACGUACUCGAAGCAAACGUGUUUUACGUUAAAGCGGCCGACCAAGGCGACGAGCGAGCGAAACACCGCAUUGCAGCCAUCAGAGCUGCAGCAGAUGGAGCCAACCCGGCCAUGACAGGCCGGCAUGGCGGAAGAUUCCGAAAAUCUGGUCCAAAGAGCCAAGAAGGCGAUAAAACCAAACAAAAACGCUUCGUCAUAUUCUGA
Penicillium cinerascens is the source of this 2103-nucleotide messenger RNA. It is a transcript of the gene chs3, whose product is annotated as putative chitin synthase activator (Chs3). Bases 1 to 2103 code for a protein of 700 amino acids. Gene Ontology annotation, molecular function: protein binding. The transcript is spliced from 2 exons. The record is from RefSeq and is a predicted model, not a curated record. NCBI's taxonomy places the organism in Eukaryota, Fungi, Ascomycota, Eurotiomycetes, Eurotiales, Aspergillaceae.